Molecule: messenger RNA, 1550 nt
Organism: Biomphalaria glabrata
Lineage: Eukaryota; Metazoa; Mollusca; Gastropoda; Planorbidae
Product: peroxynitrite isomerase THAP4-like
Exons: 6
Coding region: 417-1550 (377 amino acids)
Molecular function (GO): sequence-specific DNA binding
Source: RefSeq, a predicted model, not a curated record
CAACUGAAGAGGUUUUGGGGUCAAUCACAGAAACCGUUUCAAUACUUGUUUUCUGUAAUAUAAUGCUUAAAAAAACGUGUCUGCAAAAUAUUUCUUAUAACUUUUCAGCCGUUAAUGAGAUAUUAGCAUUUUAAUGUGGGUUUUAGGGACACUAAAAAGUCUUAUUCUCGUAGCCAUUCGAGAUGUGUUUCUCCCUAACUACAGGGGUCCGUGACGUCAUAGUAUGGAAAUUAGGUCACGCUACUAACCCCCGGCGGAUUAGCCUAGAUCCAUUCAAGCGUACUAGCAUCAAGUUUUAGUCCACCGCACAACGUGGAUCAGUCUACUAGACCUCUUGUUACAGUCCACUUGUGGUUGUUUUAAGCAUAAACACAUCUUUAAAAACUCUUUGCUCUGAAUAUAAAGGAUUUUAAAAUAUGGUUCUAUACUGUAGCGCAUUUGGCUGCAGAAACAGCGGCCUGACGCCUGGCAUUCAUUUUUUUCAUUUCCCUAAGGAUGAUACAUUGAGAAAACAAUGGAUAAUUAAGAUGAGAAGAGAAAAUUUUACACCAAGUAAGUUCUCAGUUCUUUGCAGUGAGCACUUUGAGGAAAGUGACUUAGAGCCAAAAUGUCGACCUUCUUUCCUAAGAUCUUUGUUGAUGUCUGAAGAAAGAAUAAAAUCUGUUCGUCCUAGAUUGCUCCCAGGUACAGUGCCAAGUAAAUUUCAAUAUAAGUUAUACACUGGAACUAAAUCCAAUUUUUCAAAGCAAGAUUGCACAAGACCCAGAAAAGCAUUUGAAAAAAGAGAGCGCAAUAGGACUUUAGCAGAGAUUGGUCUUGCAACAACCUCAAGUAAAUCUACUAAAGCUGGACCUACCCUAGCACAAAACACUGUUCCUGAAAAUAAAAAGGAUGAUGAAAAACAAUCAGCACAAGAUCAAGACGCAACAAUAAUGGACACUUUAUAUUCACAAGUACCGGAGAAUGAAAUGCAAGUAUGUAUGGAUCAAAUUUCUGUAAACACUUUUGAACCACAGAGCACUGAAAGUCACAAAACUUCAAAUGAAGUAGAUUUGCAUUUAACUAUUAUGGACGUCACUGAGCUGCAGGAAGCAGCAAAAAAUGCAUGUUCAAUAAGCCGAACUGUGACAAUUGACAUCGAACCCAAGAAAGUCCUCAUGAAAUCUAGAAAAACACAAACUACAAAUUUCAUCCCUCAAGAAUCUUCAACACCAAAAAAGCGUAAGAUUAAAGAUAGCAAUGAAUACAGUGAUAACCUUAAUUCACAUAAUCUUAGCUCACUUUCAUCCUUGUCAUCAGCAAGUGAUUCCACAUUUAAUGAUAUAAGUUUGAAUGACAGCAAUAAUUAUUACAAUUUCAGUACUGAUGUAAAAGGGCAUGAUCCACAUAAAGAGAAAAAAUACAUAAUCUUUGAGACAUGUUUAAUGCAACUUUUUGCAAGAUGUCUCAUUUGCAAUGUUUUAAAUCCAGAAGUUACACUUUUCACUUCAGGGACAAUGGUAACUGCUUAUGGGAAAUGUAAAAAAAAACUGCACCUGGAAAUGGUGUAG